Alexandromys fortis (reed vole) is the source of this 4168-nucleotide messenger RNA. It is a transcript of the gene Adcy4, whose product is annotated as adenylate cyclase 4. Gene Ontology annotation, biological process: adenylate cyclase-activating G protein-coupled receptor signaling pathway; cAMP biosynthetic process; intracellular signal transduction. The transcript has 26 exons. Lineage: Eukaryota; Metazoa; Chordata; Mammalia; Rodentia; Cricetidae. The record is from RefSeq and is a predicted model, not a curated record. Gene Ontology annotation, molecular function: adenylate cyclase activity. The coding region runs from base 163 to 3468 and encodes 1101 amino acids. Gene Ontology annotation, cellular component: plasma membrane.
GCCAGUCGCCCUCGGCCCUGAGCCACUAGCAAGCCGGCUCACACUAGUGAGCUGCAGCCAGCCCACCCACCUAGGCUCCCUCCCGGGGCCUAGCUUUGCCGAGAGAGCUUCAGGAGCUUGACACAGAGCAGGCAGGGGCUCCGGGCUAGAGCGGGGGAGACCAUGGCCCGCCUCUUCAGUCCCCGGCCGCCUCCCAGCGAAGAUCUCUUCUACGAGACCUACUACAGCCUGAGCCAACAGUACCCACUGCUACUAUUGCUUCUGGUCAUCGUGCUCUGCACGCUGGUGGCACUGCCAGCCGUCGCCUGGGCCAGCGGCAGGGAGCUGACCUCAGACCCAAGCUUCCUGACAACUGUGCUGUGUGGUUUGGGCGGCUUCUCUCUGCUCUUGGGGCUGGCUUCCCGGGAGCAGCAACUGCAGCGCUGGACACGACCUCUUUCCGGCCUCAUAUGGGCUGCGUUGCUGGCGCUAGGCCAUGGAUUCCUGUUCACUGGGGGUGUGGUGAGCGCCUGGGACCAGGUGUCGUUUUUCCUCUUCCUCAUCUUCACCGUGUAUGCCAUGUUGCCCUUGGGCAUGCGGGAUGCGGCUGUUGCGGGCCUCACCUCAUCACUCUCACAUCUGCUGGUCCUUGGACUGUACCUUGGGUGGCAGCCUGACUCACAGAGGGCUCUGCUACCACAGUUGGCAGCAAACGCCGUGUUGUUCCUGUGUGGGAACGUGGUGGGAGCGUACCACAAGGCCCUGAUGGAGCGAGCACUGCGGGCCACAUUCCGGGAGGCUCUCAGCUCCCUGCACUCACGCCGGAGGUUGGACACGGAGAAGAAGCAUCAGGAGCACCUCCUCUUGUCCAUCCUUCCUGCCUACCUGGCCCAAGAGAUGAAAGCCGAGAUCAUGGCCCGGCUGCAGGCGGUGCAAGUGUCACGGCCAGAGAACAACUUCCACAGCCUGUAUGUCAAGAGGCACCAAGGAGUCAGCGUGCUGUAUGCCGACAUCGUGGGCUUCACGCGGUUAGCCAGCGAGUGCUCUCCUAAAGAGCUGGUGCUUAUGCUCAACGAGCUCUUCGGCAAGUUCGACCAAAUUGCCAAGGAGCACGAAUGCAUGCGGAUCAAGAUCCUGGGAGACUGUUACUACUGUGUCUCCGGGCUGCCACUCUCGCUGCCAGACCACGCCGUCAACUGCGUGCGCAUGGGCCUGGACAUGUGCCGGGCCAUCAGGAAAAUCCGGGUAGCCACCGGUGUGGACAUCAACAUGCGUGUGGGCGUGCACUCGGGCAGUGUGCUCUGUGGAGUCAUCGGGCUACAGAAGUGGCAGUAUGAUGUCUGGUCCCAUGACGUCACAUUGGCCAAUCACAUGGAAGCUGGCGGCGUGCCAGGACGAGUGCACAUCACAGGGGCUACCCUGGCUCUGCUGGCAGGGGCGUAUGCUGUGGAGAGUGCAGACAUGGAACACCGAGACCCAUACCUUCGGGAGCUAGGCGAACCUACAUACCUGGUCAUCGAUCCUCGGGCUGAGGAGGAAGAUGAGAAGGUCACUGCAAAAGGAUUACUGUCUUCUUUGGAGGGACACAAGAUGCGCCCGUCACUACUGAUGACUCGUUAUCUGGAGUCUUGGGGUGCAGCCAAGCCUUUCGCCCACCUAAGCCAUGUUGACAGCCCUCUAUCCACCUCCACUCCACUUCCGGAAAAGGCCUUUGGCACCCAGCGGAGCCUGGACCGGAGUCGUGCCCCUCGGGGACUAGAUGAUGAACUGGACACCGGGGACGCCAAGUUCUUCCAGGUCAUCGAGCAGCUCAACUCUCAGAAACAGUGGAAGCAGUCGAAGGACUUCAACCUCCUGACCCUGUACUUCAGAGAUCCGGAAAUGGAGAAGCAGGUGGGACGGAGAACAGAGCAACAAAAGAUUUCGCAGCCUUGGCUCUUGGCCCCGGGAAGGCUUAGGACUUCUCACCCUACCUGUCUUUCCCAGUAUCGGCUCUCUGCACUCCCUGCCUUCAAGUACUACACAGCCUGCACCUUCCUGGUGUUUCUAUGCAACUUCACUAUCCAAAUGCUGGUGACAAGCAGGCCCCCAGCUCUGGCCAUCACCUAUAGCAUCACCUUCCUCCUCUUCCUUCUCCUCCUCUUCGUCUGCUUCUCAGAGCACCUGACGAAGUGUGUCCAGAAAGGUCCCAAAAUGUUGCACUGGCUGCCUGCACUGUCUGUCCUGGUGGCCACACGGCCAGGACUUCGAGUAGCGCUGGGCACUGCCACCAUCCUCCUGGUGUUCACCAUGGCCAUCGCCAGCCUGCUCUUCUUGCCAGUGCCGUCAGACUGCCUUUUCCUGGCUUCCAAUGCAUCUUCCAUGGCUUCCAACGCUUCCUGGGAGCUGCCAGGAUCCCUGCCCCUCAUCAGCAUCCCGUACUCCAUGCAUUGCUGCGUGCUGGGUUUCCUCUCCUGCUCCGUUUUCCUGCACAUGAGCUUUGAACUGAAACUGCUGCUACUUCUGCUGUGGCUGGUGGCAUCUUCUUCCCUAUUUCUGCACUCCUACGCCUGGUUGUCCGACUGCCUCAUCGCCCAGCUUUAUCAAAGCCCUUUGGACUCCAGGCCAGGGGUACUGAAGGAACCCAAACUGAUGGGAGCUAUCUACUUCUUCAUCUUCUUCUUCACGCUUCUUGUCCUGGCUCGGCAGAAUGAGUAUUACUGCCGCCUGGACUUCCUGUGGAAGAAGAAGCUGAGGCGGGAGCGAGAGGAGACUGAGACAAUGGAGAACCUGACCCGGCUCCUCCUGGAGAAUGUACUCCCGGCACACGUGGCCCCCCAGUUCAUCGGCCAGAACCGGCGCAAUGAGGAUCUCUACCACCAGUCGUAUGAAUGCGUUUGUGUCCUCUUCGCAUCGGUCCCGGACUUUAAGGAAUUCUACUCUGAAUCCAACAUCAACCAUGAGGGCCUGGAGUGUCUGCGGCUGCUCAAUGAGAUAAUUGCUGAUUUUGAUGAGCUGCUCUCCAAGCCAAAGUUCAGUGGAGUGGAGAAGAUCAAAACUAUCGGCAGCACCUACAUGGCAGCCACAGGCUUGAACGCCACGUCUGGACAGGAUACACAACAGGACGUCGAUCGAAGUUGCAGCCAUCUGGGCACCAUGGUGGAAUUUGCAGUGGCCCUGGGGUCUAAGCUGGAUAUCAUCAACAAGCACUCAUUCAAUAACUUCCGCCUGCGUGUGGGGUUGAACCAUGGACCAGUAGUAGCAGGAGUGAUUGGGGCGCAGAAGCCACAAUAUGACAUCUGGGGGAACACAGUGAAUGUGGCCAGCCGCAUGGAGAGUACAGGAGUUCUUGGCAAGAUCCAAGUGACUGAGGAGACAGCUAGGGCCCUGCAAUCCCUGGGGUAUAUAUGCUACAGCCGGGGUGUCAUCAAGGUCAAAGGCAAAGGGCAACUCUGUACGUACUUCCUGAACACAGACCUGACAAGAACUGGAUCUCCCUCAGCACCCUAGGCACCUCAGCAACCCCUCCUUUAAGAUCUUCAAUAAAACGUUUCCUGGGCAUCUGAAAUCAGUCCAUGGAUCAGAAGCUGCUGAGGUAGCUGGAAAUCGCCUCCUUGCUCCUCAGUGGCACAGUUUCUUCCCGAACUGUCUUCCUAAACAUCUUGUUUACGGGAUUGGGCAUGGCUUCUGAGAGAUGGCAGGUACUGAUGCACAGAAUUCUGGAAGAUGGGAUUUGAUGCCUGAGUCCCCAGACUUCUUUGGGAGAUGAAAAGAUGGAAAACCUUCUCCCAGGACUCUCCUGAGAGGGUGUUAGGUUUACAUCAUCAAGGAUAUGUACCACCAACUUCUGGGAAGACAUUUCACAAGAACUGGUUUUCUUAGGAGGUGCCUUGAGUCAUGACUCUAGGGCCACACAACGAACCCCUUUAAUAUCUCCUUUAGGAGUCAGUAGUGUGUUUUUCUAAGUCGGAUCUGCAGGUCAUCUAUUUCCGAAUUAGGAAGGUAGAGAGCUCUAUCUGCCCAUGUGUUCCUUCCAAAACUGCAAACCACAGGGAACUGUUGAGAGGGACCCCACCAGAGUGGUCCCUUCUGGAAACCAAUAAACAUCCCCCAGUGCCCCAUAAUGUACACCUCAUUCACAGGCUUAAGCUUAUUUCAGACUUUAGUUUUAAUCGUAAAGCUGCCUGCAGAAGCCAGGCCAAAGCAUACA